UUCCCAGUGACCUGACUGCAGAGGAGCGCCAGGAACUGGAGAACAUCCGGCGGAGAAAGCAGGAGCUGCUAGCCGACAUUCAGAGGCUAAAGGAUGAGAUAGCAGAAGUAGCUAAUGAAAUUGAAAACCUGGGGUCCACGGAAGAAAGGAAAAACAUGCAGAGGAACAAACAGGUAGCCAUGGGCAGGAAAAAAUUUAAUAUGGAUCCUAAAAAGGGGAUCCAGUUCUUAAUAGAGAAUGACCUGCUGAAGAACACCUGUGAGGACAUUGCCCAGUUCUUGUAUAAGGGUGAAGGGCUCAACAAAACAGCCAUCGGAGACUACCUGGGGGAGAGAGAUGAAUUUAAUAUCCAGGUUCUUCAUGCAUUUGUGGAGUUACAUGAGUUCACGGAUCUUAACCUUGUCCAGGCCUUACGGCAGUUCCUGUGGAGCUUCCGGCUGCCGGGAGAGGCCCAGAAGAUUGACCGGAUGAUGGAGGCAUUUGCCCAGCGCUACUGUCAGUGCAAUAACGGAGUGUUCCAGUCCACGGACACUUGUUAUGUCCUCUCGUUUGCCAUCAUCAUGUUGAACACCAGCCUGCAUAACCCCAACGUCAAAGAUAAGCCCACCGUGGAGAGGUUCAUUGCCAUGAAUCGAGGCAUCAACGAUGGGGGAGACCUGCCCGAGGAGCUGCUCCGGAAUCUGUAUGAAAGCAUAAAAAACGAACCCUUUAAAAUCCCGGAAGAUGAUGGGAAUGACCUCACUCACACUUUCUUCAAUCCAGACCGAGAAGGCUGGCUAUUGAAACUCGGUGGCAGGGUAAAGACUUGGAAAAGACGCUGGUUCAUUCUGACUGAUAACUGCCUUUACUACUUUGAGUAUACGACGGAUAAGGAGCCCCGUGGAAUUAUCCCUUUAGAGAAUCUGAGUAUCCGGGAGGUGGAGGAUUCCAAAAAACCAAACUGCUUUGAGCUUUAUAUCCCUGACAACAAAGACCAAGUAAUUAAGGCCUGUAAGACCGAGGCUGACGGGCGCGUGGUGGAGGGGAACCACACUGUCUAUCGGAUUUCAGCCCCUACACCUGAGGAGAAGGAGGAGUGGAUGAAAUGCAUCAAAGCAGCCAUCAGCAGGGACCCUUUCUAUGAGAUGCUAGCAGCGCGGAAGAAGAAGGUCUCCUCUACGAAAAGACACUGAGUCUGCGCAGCUAGUGGAGCUGGUGUGCAAGGCGUGUGAAGGCCCAGGUUCUUACUCAGGUCCCUCCCACAGACAGGAGCGGGCUGCUCAGCAGGAGCGUCGUCUUGCUAGGCAUGGCUCCGAUUCCUAGAGACUAGCUUCAGCUUUGGCUAUUUUUUUUUUAAGUGGGAGAAGGGUAGGCGGUUACCACUGGGGAGGAGUGACCUGAUGCCUGUCAAGCAUGGUUUUGAGCCUUUCUCUCUAGAAAGAGCAGAGCUCCUAUCAGCAAAGCAGCCUCCUUGCAAGUCUCUCCGCUCAGCAGGUCUGAUAGCAGAGCUCGGAGCUGACUGUUUACCUUUUGGUUAUUUCCCUAUGAAGACACCUUCAACCCUGCACCAUAAAUACAUGUAUUGAUAUAUUAUUCUAUGUUAAGAAAAAAGGUGGACUGGAAGAAGCCACGUACUAUAAAGAUAUAUUUUUGUUUUUUAGAAAAAGAAAAAGAUAAGGUAGACCUGUUCAGAUGCAUUCUGCCCGGUCUGGUUUGGGAGGCUUCUCCUGGAGAAGCAGCUCCCUAGGCCUCUGCUAGGGAGUGUCAGCUGUGGGCCUGGGGCUGGGCAGGCCCACCUCUCCUGCAUGUCUGGAAGCUGGGGGAGUGAGCAGAAGGGGUGGAGAGAGGGCAGGGAGGCAGCAGACACUCGAAGACUCAGGACUUGGCAGAGUCAGACUCUGGGAUCUGCGGUGCUGCGGCUGCUCCAGCUGAUGCUUUUCCGUUCCAAGUGCCUGGGGAGCCCUGAGGGGAGGAGAGAACCUCCUGGACACUUAACAUUGUUUUUCUUUUUCGGAAUUCAUUCUUCUUGGGCUUUAAAAUAGAAAGUCAGCAUUUUUCCUUGAGCUAAAUACCUAAUAACCAAAACUGUGAGGAAGGUAAUCCCAGCAGAGGUUCCGGGAUGACCUGACUAUUUCUUAUUUGGUUUUUCUUCCUCCUCCCCCAAAACUCCACUCCUCGUUUUAGAGGAUGGAGUAGGUCUUACCUGAUCACCGUAGGGCUUCAGCUUUUUCUGCCUCAAAACUGGCCCUUAACUGGACCACUCUCGAUGCAUUUGUGGUGGGCCCACUAGAGGGGGAAGUCGGCCUUUACCUGCUGAGCAGGGGCAGCUGGAACGAGAGGGUGAGAAGGCCAGCCUCUCAUAUCGCUUUUUUUCCCCCGCAAGACGUGUGUGAGUUGGCCUUGCCCCUCCUAAUUUAUGGUGUGAAGGGAGCCAUGAAAUGCAGCGUUCUCCUGCCGUUCUCUCAGGGACUCUCAGGGGCAGCUCCUGCCACUCAUCCAGGGCCCGGCGUGCCAGUCCAGGCAGAGCAGGGGCCUGGCUGGGCCAUCUCGGCCCGCCCUCUUCAAAUUGCCCAGGACCAGGCAGUGCAGAUGGCUGCUUCAUGGAAGAAGGCAGAGGCGUUGGUCUCCCCCAGGCAGUGUGACCCUGGCUUUUCUGACACCUUUAGGGUGGGCUCGCAUCUCUGGAAAUAGCUUUUGUAAAAGGGAGUGGUGGGAGGAGUAUUGGGGGGACUUUCUGGGGUCCCUGCUUCGUGUAGGUCUUACUUGGAAUGGCUUCAGGCAUGUUUAUGCCGGAGCUCAUGAGGGUGAUGGAAGAGGGUCCAGGCUGGAAACCUGAACUUGCUGGGCAGAGAACCAGUGUGGUGCCAGCCGAAGUCCAGGUGGUCUUGGGCUGUGCUGGAGCCCCUCCGGCUGGCCGACUCCCUGGCACUGUUUCUCAUGAAUAUUACCUAGACAGAGAGGCACCUGGAUCAGUAUUAGUCUAUUUAUCAGAGGUGUAAAUAAUCCAUGUAUAGUUUUUCUCCUUUUAGAUUAUUUUGUAUUUGUUUAAAAAUUUUGUCAAAAUAUAAAAUAUAAAGAAAUGACUGAAAGUUGUUGACAGGGUUUUUAAAAAUUAUAAUUAUUAUUACAAUUGUUUUUUGUUUGUUUUUUUUGUUUUUUUUUUGCAUUGUAAACUAGCGCCAAGGAGCUGCAGCAAAUAAACUCCAAAUCUGCCCAAACCACCGUUGUUGUCUGUGGCA
Diceros bicornis minor is the source of this 3218-nucleotide messenger RNA. RefSeq names its product cytohesin 1 (gene CYTH1). Bases 156 to 1172 code for a protein of 338 amino acids. The record is from RefSeq and is a predicted model, not a curated record. Gene Ontology annotation, molecular function: guanyl-nucleotide exchange factor activity. Gene Ontology annotation, biological process: regulation of ARF protein signal transduction. Lineage: Eukaryota; Metazoa; Chordata; Mammalia; Perissodactyla; Rhinocerotidae. The transcript has 12 exons.